Molecule: messenger RNA, 1234 nt
Organism: Dalotia coriaria
Lineage: Eukaryota; Metazoa; Arthropoda; Insecta; Coleoptera; Staphylinidae
Product: trichoplein keratin filament-binding protein-like
Exons: 3
Coding region: 206-1234 (342 amino acids)
Biological process (GO): intraciliary transport involved in cilium assembly; cilium assembly; regulation of centrosome duplication
Cellular component (GO): centriolar satellite
Source: RefSeq, a predicted model, not a curated record
AUUUCGUUUCUUGGACGAAGUAGACUCCACAAAUGCAAAAUUAGCAGACAAUUUAGCAGAUUCGAUAAACAUAACAAAAAUUCAAAAAGAUUUGUCAAUUUUGCGGCAGGAAAACUGCGAAAUAAGCAAAAAUCAAGAGAAUAAAAUUAAGCAGCUUCGAGAGCAGAAAUUGAAACUAGACGAGCAGGUCCAACGCCACCAAAAGAUGAUCGAUGAAGUAAUGCUUGAUAAGGUAGCGCUAAACAAACGCUGCGAAGAGCUCCUCGCCGAGUCGUUAACUCGCGAUAUCAAAUACAAAAACAAUCUGAAGGCCAUGGAGGAGAGGCACGCCGAGGAGUUGCGGCGCGCCAAAGAGUUGCUGAAAGCUGCCAAAGCAGAAUGGGCCACGUCAAAAGAAAAAGUGAAAAAAGUGCCAUCGGUUAAGUGUAUUGAGAAUGAACUUUUAGCCCUCAACGACCGAUUUGCACAGAAAGAAUUCGAGCUGCAGCGGAAUCAUGAGCAGGAAAUUCGAUUAGUUCGGCAAGAACUAGAAAAGGCCAAGGCAACCGAGCUGCAAAUAUUAAAAGAAAAACUCACGGCAGAGAAAGAAACGGCGCUGGAGGCAGAGCGCCAGCGUCUGCAUGAACAACAUCAGGAAGAAAUAACUAAGAUGACUAAACUACAUGAAAGUCAAAAGCAGAGUUGGUCGAAGUAUUUCGCUGAUAGGGUCAAGGACUGCGAAGUGCGCGAGGCGCACGCACGCUCCGUACUGGAUCAAGAGAUCGAGCGAAUCAAACAAGACACGGCGAGGCAAAUCGAGGCGGUAAAUGAACAACACCAGUUUGAGCUGGUGAUUGAGAAGGAUAAAAUGAAGUUGCAGAUGCAAAAAUUCACGGUGGACGUGGAGAAGAAGCUGGAAGUUGUGAUGCAGAAGAAGGAAAUUGAGAUUCGGAAACAAGUCAUUUCCGAGCGAGAUGUGCAAAUUGAGAAGAUCACCGAGGAGUUUCAACGUGUAUUAUCCAGAGAAAAAAGCAACUAUCUUACGAAUAUUGCGGAAUUAGUGGAGAAAAAUAAAAUAACUGUUAACAACUACGAGAAACAACUAACUGAAUCAAAUGAUCUGAAAAUCAGUACACACAAAGUUCUGCAAUCACUACAAAUUGAGUUAAAUGAUAUAACUCAACAACUACAAACAAAAAACAUGGUAAUACUAAAUAUUUUUUACUCAAACAAAGUAUUAAUGCAAUAUUUUUAG